Messenger RNA from Paralichthys olivaceus (Japanese flounder), 4584 nucleotides. NCBI's taxonomy places the organism in Eukaryota, Metazoa, Chordata, Actinopteri, Pleuronectiformes, Paralichthyidae. The record is from RefSeq and is a predicted model, not a curated record.
UUCGGGUGAAAUAGCUCAUGAGAUCGGUUUAACUCCACGCGAUUUGCUCGGUCAUCGAUGUCCCCGCGUUGUGUGCGUGUUGCCCGGGUUGCUUCAUCAUAUGACACGUAACUUAGCUUAGCUAGCGUCAACUUUUGCUGUGUGGCUAACACUUCCAGUCAACGUUGGUCCGGUGGGGUUUGUGUGCGCACGCUUCAGGGUGUCGUUGGGUCUAUCUGUGUUAGCUAGACUUUGGUGUGUGACAGCAACUGAAACAGCUGAGGGAAAGGGACAACUUUCAGCAAAUCCUCACUAAGAGCUCCGUGUAAUCCCACUCGUGUUGUAACUCCAGUGAAGUGUUAGCCAGCCACAGGUAAUGUGGGAUGAGACGCAGCAGCUCUGAACACAUAUGAGACCACUGUCCUGCAGAUGAGCCAUCGGUGGGGGCUUUCAAGUCGCUGUCGCAGACCCAGAUAGUUGCUGGCGGCAGCGGCAUUGCCCCCCAACUCCCCAUUAUGCCCAACAGCAGUCGGGCGGGGAGCCUGAAGGACCCCGAUAUAGCUGAACUCUUCUACAAGGAGGACCCAGAAAAGCUCUUCACGGAUCUGCGUGAGAUCGGACAUGGCAGCUUUGGUGCUGUAUAUUUCGCACGAGAUUCGCGGACAAAUGAGGUGGUGGCCAUCAAGAAGAUGUCCUAUAGUGGAAAGCAGUCCAGUGAGAAAUGGCAAGACAUAAUAAAGGAGGUGAAAUUUCUGCAGAGCAUACAACACCCAAACAGCAUAGAGUACAAAGGAUGUUACCUGCGAGAGCACACAGCCUGGCUGGUUAUGGAGUAUUGUCUAGGCUCUGCCUCAGAUUUGUUGGAAGUUCACAAGAAACCUCUGCAAGAAGUUGAAAUAGCUGCAAUUACCCAUGGUGCUCUUCAAGGGUUGGCUUAUCUUCACUCCCAUAACUUGAUCCACCGAGAUAUCAAAGCAGGAAACAUCUUGCUGACAGAGCCAGGGCAGGUUAAACUGGCAGAUUUUGGUUCUGCCUCCAUUGCCUGUCCUGCCAACUCCUUUGUGGGGACUCCAUAUUGGAUGGCCCCAGAAGUCAUUCUAGCUAUGGACGAGGGUCAGUAUGAUGGAAAGGUGGACAUUUGGUCUUUGGGAAUAACCUGCAUUGAAUUAGCUGAGAGGAAACCUCCACUGUUCAACAUGAAUGCAAUGAGUGCCUUAUACCAUAUAGCACAGAAUGAGAGCCCCAUGCUGCUGUCUAGUGAAUGGACGGAAUAUUUCCGAAACUUUGUAGACUCUUGCCUUCAGAAAUUUCCCCAGGAUAGGCCCAACUCUGAGGAGCUAUUAAAGCAUGCAUUUGUCCAGCGUGAACGACCAGAAUCAGUUCUAAUAGACCUGAUUAAUCGGACAAAGGAUGCAGUGCGGGAGCUGGACAAUCUGCAGUAUCGUAAAAUGAAGAAGAUCUUGUUCCAGGAAGCCCAUAAUGGCCCAACAACUGAGGCACAAGAUGAAGAGGAGGAACCAGAACACAAUGUGGGUAGGACAGGUACAGUGAACAGUGUUGGGAGCAACCAAUCAAUCCCCAGUAUGUCAAUCAGUGCCAGUUCCCAGAGCAGCUCCGUCAACAGUCUAACAGAUGCAGGCGAUGACAAAAGUGAGGUGGACAUGGAGGGAGACCACACAGUCAUGUCCAACAGCUCAGUCAUACACCUCAAACCGGAAGAAGAGACGAAUAAUCAAGAGUCUGAACCUCACACCCGGCCAACUGAGCAACAGUCGCCACCUGCACAAACUCCACGGCCAAAACGAAACCGCGAGCACUUUGCCACAAUACGUACAGCCUCAGUGCUCACUCGCCAGAUUAAAGAGCACGAGCAGGAUUCUGAGUUAAGGGAGCAGAUAUUGGGCUACAAGCGCAUGAGGCGGCAGCACCAGAAGCAGCUGAUGGCUCUGGAAAACAAGCUAAAUGCUGAGAUGGAUGAGCACAGACUCCGACUGGACAAGGAGCUGGAGAAUCAGAGGAACAGCUUUGCCCAGGAGAUGGAGAAACUUAUCAAGAAGCACCAGGCAUCGAUGGAGAAAGAUGCAAAAACUGUUAGCAAUGAUGAAAAGAAGUUCCAACAGCAUAUUCAGAGUCAGCAGAAGAAAGAACUCAACAGCUUCCUUGAAUCCCAAAAACGGGAAUACAAACUUCGCAAGGAGCAGCUGAAGGAGGAGCUGAAUGAAAACCAGUCAACACCCAAAAAAGAAAAACAGGAGUGGCUGUCCAAGCAGAAAGAAAACUUCCAACACUUCCAAGCAGAGGAGGAGGCCAAUUUACAGCGCAGACAGAGACAGUACCUUGACCUGGAGUGCCGCAGGUUCAAAAGGAGGAUCUUGAUUGCUCGCCACAAUGUUGAACAGGACUUAGUACGAGAGGAACUAAACAAGCGUCAGACCCAGAAGGACUUGGAACAUGCCAUGCUUCUCCGCCACCAUGAGUCCAUGCAAGAGCUGGAGUUCCGCCAGCUCAACACCAUCCAAAAGACGAGGGCUGAGCUGAUCCGGCUGCAGCACCAGACAGAACUCCACAAUCAGCAGGAGUACAACAAGAGAAGGGAGAGGGAACUUCGACGCAAACAUGUCAUGGAGGUUCGCCAGCAGCCCAAGAGCCUCAAGUCCAAAGAGCUACAGAUCAAGAAGCAGUUCCAGGACACCUGUAAGAUCCAGACCAGACAGUACAAAGCACUAAGGAACCAUCUGUUGGAGAACACACCAAAGUCAGAUCACAAGGCCGUCCUUAAACGGCUAAAGCAGGAGCAGCACCGCAAACUCGCCAUCUUGGCAGAGCAGUAUGACCACUCCAUCAAUGAGAUGCUCUCAACUCAGGCGCUUCGUCUGGAUGAGACUCAGGAGGCUCAGUGCCAAGCCCUUCGAAUGCAGCUACAGCAGGAGCUGGAGCUUCUCAACGCCUACCAGAGCAAAAUCAAGAUGCAGACAGACGCCCAGCAUGAGCGUGAGAGGAAGGACCUGGAGCAGAGGGUGUCACUCAGGAGGGCCCUGCUGGAACAGAAGAUUGAGGAGGAGAUGAUGUCCUUGCAGAAUGAACGCUUGGAGCGAAUCCGGAGCUUGCUGGAACGUCAAGCCCGAGAAAUUGAGGCUUUUGACUCAGAGAGUAUGCGCCUGGGCUUCAGCAAUAUGGUGCUAUCAAACAUCUCCCCUGAGGCCCUCAGCAAUAGCUUUCCUGGAGCUUCAGGCAGCUGGAGUCAUCAUCAUCAGCAGUACCACCAAUCUGGGAGCUCUCAAGGGCCACACUGGGGCAGUGGCAGUUCAGGCGCAGGGUCAAGCCACCAAGGCAGCCUUCACCACUAUCACUCCAGUCCAGGAGGGGCAUCUAUGCAGCAGGGCUGGGGGCAGGGAGGUGGGGGUCCAUCACCGUGGGGCCACCCGUCAGCAGGAGUCCUGGUGUCCCGCAGCAGUGGAGGUGUACAGAACAGCCCCCAAGCAAUGGGGAGGACACCCUCAGGAGCGCGCAGUGAGCAGGGCAUGAGCAGGAGUACCAGUGUCACGUCUCAAAUAUCUAACGGGUCACACCUCUCCUACACAUAGAUCCCCCCCUCUGCUGUGGAGUCAGCAAUGAGUGUGGAGAAGUAGAAUCCAACAAACGCAGCAUGGUGCUUAGCUCCGCUGCUCUGUCUCUCUCUGUGACACCCCUCCAUUUCUCCCAUGUACAGAUGUGGAUGUGUGAUUAAAUAAAUGUUGCUCAGGUCAAAAGGGCUGGAAAAGGCACAGCCCGUCCACACGGCAGUUUAUCGGCACACAUACAGAUCCUUAAAUUUUAUGUUAUAUAAGCAGUUUGAGUGUCAACACAUACUACUCCCAUUUUGUUUUUAUUUACAGCUCUCUCCUAUGGAAUUUAUGGAAUAUGUGUUGUGCUAUUAACAGCCAUUGCUCUCAUUUUGCACAUGAAACACUGUUAAAAAGUCUUUGACAUGUGUUGACUAUGUCCUUAGAUGUGUGGUAUCAAACAAUCACAGUUUUGUUUUGUACCUCCCUCCUUGAAAUACCCAAUCAUAUUAAUUUAUACACUGGCCGAUCCUCUGAUGCUGACUGCAGCAAACAUUGCUUUGUGUUUUUUGGUGUUGCUGUUGUGAUACAAGCCUGCUGUAAUGGUCAUUGUGAUAAGUUAGAUUACUCCUUUUUAUUCCGUAAUUCACUUGAUAUCCUGAUCAUUAGCCAAACUGAGACUUAACAAAUUUAGCCACAAAAACUAUUCUUAACUGUGUCACGCGUAUUGUACACUAUUACAGUGCCUUUUUAAACCAUUGAUUUGAAUUGGUCACAGAUUUUUAUAGUUUAAUACUUAGAAUUUCAUCAACCAUUUGUAGUCAGUCAGUGCCAGUGUUUGUUUUAGUUGUUCUGUUUUAAGUGAUAAGUUAAGUCCAGAGGUCCCAGAUACUUUUGCCAGGUUCUCGUGGUCACUGUGGAUGCAGUGGAGUUGGUUUAAGUCUUCUACAUUUUUGAGAAAAUUAUCUGUGCAUAUCAGUAACUGUAAUGUGGGUGAACUUGGACACCCCUGCAUUAAAGAGAAUGUGGUCGUACAUGUUGAGUAAUUGUGGGGGGGGGGGGG